GCUGAUUGUUUAUUAAAAAUAUAAAUAUUUUACAUUUCUAUACAAACAUUAGAUUAUGUCCGCAUACAAUAAAUUUUAUUAUCUAUUGUGUUUUUUGUCGUUGAUUAAAUUAUAUCUUACACUUUAAAUGAAUUUAUUGAUAAAAAAGCACUUUCCUAUACUACUAGUAUUCCUAUUCAGUUAAUCUUGGAAGCUCUUGAUAUCGAGACCUAGACCUGAACACCAUAGGCAAUGUGGAAACGUUACGUUUUCGGUUUUCUUGCAUUUUCAAGCCUUUUUCAAGUAAACUAUUCCUCAAAUGUUUUGUGCUUGUUUACCGAUUGUGUGCAAUCAAAUUUGGUAGUAUUCAUGGCAGUGGCAAAUACUCUUAUCGAUAGAGGACAUAAUGUCACAAUUGUAACGUCAAUUCCAAUUCCCUCGCAAGUUUAUCCUAAGCACAAAUUUUACCACAUUCUCUUGGAUUUACAAGCUGACAAAAUUCGAAAGCUCAAAUAUUUACACAUAACUAUGUACAAUGAAUCUACACCACAGAUGAGAGUGUUUCUGGAUUUUAAAGAAAGUGGUGAUACUAUUACGAAGAUGCAGACAGAUGUCAUCAAACAAAAAAGGUUUCAGGAGUUCUUCCAUGACGAAGGCAAUAGUUUUGAUCUUAUGAUCAUGGGUUAUUAUUACAAUGACUUUAUGGUGGGAAUUGGUGCGAGGUAUGGAUGUCCAAUUGCUGUUGUUAGUUUAUGGGCGCCAUUUAGUACGUUAACUCGAUGGAUUGGUAAUCCUCCAACGACUUCUUAUGUGCAAGUUCCGUUUACUGGAAGCAGUCAGUUUAUGAAUUUCAUGGAAAGAUUUCAAAAUUUUAUUGUGGAUGCAAUAAUUGAGCCUGUUGUACAUAGUUACUCAGAAUAUGUGAUGGAGAAUAUAUACAGAAAUUUAUUUCCAGAUGACUCGUAUCCAUCUUAUUCUGAUAUGAUAUCAAACAUCUCACUCGUAUUGUACAAUCGACAUUUUUCAGAAUUACCAAUCCGUCCACUAGUUCCAGCUCUUGUUGAAAUUGGGGGAAUUCAGGUCGAAGAUCAAUCAGAAUUUCUACCAAAGGUUAUCAAGGACUUUGUCGAUGCUUCAGUAAAUGGUACAAUUUUCUUCAGAGUCGGAUCAAUAACAAGAGGCACGGGGCUUACUCCAGAUCAGUUGAAGAUAUUGCUCAAUGUACUAUCAAAACUUGAUCAAACCGUUGUUUGGGAAUGGGAACGGUCCGAAGAGCAUCCACAAGAAUUCUCAAAUAUCCUAUUUUAUCCGUCAAUCACUCCAAAUACCAUUCUGCCCCAUCGAAAUGUUAAACUCUACAUCACAGAUGGGAGACCGUUGGCUAUCCAAGAAGCCAUACACCAUGGGGUUCCGAUGUUUGGCUUGCCGUUGUUUUGCGAAGAACCCUACACUGUGGCCCAAAUGACGAAUGGUGGAUUCGGAAUCUCGCUGGAUGUCAAUAACCUCACCGAAGAAGGAUUCAAUGAGUCGCUGAGGAAAAUACUCAAAAGUCCGCAAUAUGCUCAAACUGUCAAACAGUAUUCGAACCUUUACAAGGAUCGACCGAACACAGCUCGGGAAACAGCAGCGUUUUGGCUGGAAUAUGUGAUAAGAUAUCGUGGAGCCCUGCACAUGCAGAGCCCUCUGGUGCAUAUGAACUUCAUUCAACGGUGGAACAUCGAUGUUAUGGUUGCAUUCGUCAUUUUUGUAUGGAUUUUCGUCAAACUUGCGUAUAUAAUUGGUUUUGUUGUAAGAACUUUCGUUGACCUGAAAACUCAGAGGUUAAAAUUUGUUAAUAAAUCAAAGAAACUUUGA
Molecule: messenger RNA, 1833 nt
Organism: Eupeodes corollae
Lineage: Eukaryota; Metazoa; Arthropoda; Insecta; Diptera; Syrphidae
Product: UDP-glucosyltransferase 2-like
Exons: 3
Coding region: 232-1833 (533 amino acids)
Molecular function (GO): UDP-glycosyltransferase activity
Source: RefSeq, a predicted model, not a curated record